Molecule: messenger RNA, 279 nt
Organism: Rotaria sp. Silwood1
Lineage: Eukaryota; Metazoa; Rotifera; Eurotatoria; Philodinida; Philodinidae
Source: the annotation of a GenBank genome assembly
AUGAAUGGUGAAAUAGGUGCUGAUAGUAAUAAAAUGGUUCGUGAUGAUAUGAUGAAAUCAAUAGAAGAAUUUCAAAAAUUAAAUCUUCCAUCAUUUGAUAAUAUGCCAAAUGUAUUUACACAUAAUGAUCUUGGUGUUCAAAAUUUAAUUGUAUCUGAUGAUAAUAAAAAGAAAGGUAUUAUUGAUUGGGAAUGGGCUGGUUCAUAUCCAAUUUGUGAAGAAUAUUUUCGUUCAUAUAAACCAAUUAUUUAUGAUGAUUAUUUAAAAAAUUAUCUUUAG